UCGGAGUCAGUUUUACGGGAUGCUGGAUGGGUAAACUCAAUACCAGGUCAAUGCACAUGUGGUCAGUGUGCACCAUGGUGUAUACAGGUCAGUAUCUUUCACGACGCAGUCACAUGCUGUUGCCUGGCAACAUGAGGACCAGACCGAACUUCGGACCCGGAUGUGUGUCCCUUUGAGAAACGCUAAAAAGAAGAAGAAGAAGAAGAAUUAAGCAAAAGGGAAACCAGAAAGGAACCAGAGAGGGCAGUUGUGCGGGUUAUUUGUGGGUGUCACGAAGUGCACAUGCGAGGAAUAUCUUGAAGAACAGGUCCAGGUUCAAUAGGGCAGAUCUCAUUAGUUUUGUCUGAGAUGUAUUUUAAAUCUGUCCUGAUAUAGGACUAGUUAGGCCUGAUAGUAAGUUUUUUCAUUGAUUGAACAUGUCCAAACAAACUUUUGUUAGUCUUUUUUUCUUUUCAACUAAGUCAGCAAAACACCCAUUUGUUCAGUCAGACAAAGUGAAAGAGUAAACAUGUUCACCUUUAUGCACCAUUAGACACUCACCCAUUGCUAAUAGCUACACUAAGCUGAACCCAGUCUUCUGAAGCUGCACAGAAUGAAUGCAAACAUCCACAGAUGGUAGGCAGUGUGUUUUUUAAAUGAAGCAAAGGAAGCUUGUAGCUCAGACUUGUGUGAAUGAGAGCGGGUUUAAGGAGGAGGUUCUCUAUGUGGAGCAGCAGGGGCCUCCAUAUCGGCUGAAAUGCCCUCUGGAGCCCGAGAGCUCCCCCCAGCCCAAGCUGACCUGGCAGAAGGACUGCCACCAACUCCCCACCCAGGAAGGGAAGGACUACCUGGAGUUUGCCAGCCUCGGCUUGCAAGAUCAAGGGAAUUACACCUGUAUGCAACAGGGCAACAGCACAGCCUCAUUCACUGUACGUCUCAUAGUGAAAGAGUCCCAGUGCUCCAAAGUCCCAGAAUUUAAACCAAAUGGGAGACCAGACAGUCUCUAUAGGAAUGUGGGAUCCUCUGUGACGCUAAACUGCACUGCUCUCCUCUGGGACCCAAGAGAAGAGCACUGUGACACCACGCUGCAGUGGAGUAAAGAUGGCCAACCCCUCACCAAUCAAACAAAUUACACGCAGAACACCUCCUCAUGGUCUCCUGUUGCUGGCCAACUGAUGGUAAACAGUCUGCUGGUGAUCAGCCUCAGAGAGCCGGAUGAUUUUGGGCUCUACAGCUGCACAGUGAGGAACAUUUCCUUUGACUUCAGCCUGCCGUAUUCAACGGGCCCCAACCACACAGCUGCUGUUAUUGCAGCCAUCUUCCUCCUCCUCCUCCUGGCCGUAGCUGCUAUUGUGUACUGCAGGUGUCACCUGAACAUCAAACUCUGGUACAAGAAUGUCCACGCAGAAUGUUACGGAGACAAUGAACUCAAUGAUGGCAAAUUAUAUGAUGCCUAUAUCUCCUAUGUGAACAAUGAUCAUGACAGGAAGUUUGUCAACUUUAUUCUCAAACCUCACCUGGAGAAUAAAAAUGCGCACAAGCUGCACCUUAAUGACAACGAUAUCCUACCUGGCUCAGAACCUUCUGCAGAGCUGCUAAUGAACAUUAGUCGCUCUCGGCGUCUGAUCGUGCUGCUCUCUUAUGCUUACCUUGAGCAGGACUGGUGUUCCAAUAACUUCAGACAGGGCCUUCUGCACUUGUUGGAGUUGUGUCAGCACGAGCGGCCCAUCCUCAUCAUGUUGGAAGGUCAGUCCAAACGCAUGAGCCCUGAGAUCAAGCAGCUGCUCAGUGAGCACCAGCACCGUCUCACCAUACUCACCUGGAGGCACAAUUCUGUGACUCCUUCCUCAGUCUUUUGGAAGGAGCUGGCUUUAGCGAUGCCUCGCAGAGUCGUCUACCGCAGUGAGUCAGCGGGUGACCCUCAGACUCUGCUACAAGAUGACAAGGACCCCAUGCUGACCCUCGACUCCAACUACCUGGACUGCCGCUCAGACACUGACCCUGCUGGAGAUCUGGGGCUCCGCCUCCCUGUGUACAAGGCUCUGGCCUUUAAAGCUCCAGUCCUCCCUGCUGCUCCCAUCACUGUAGCUGAGCCCAAAUCCUCUGAAAUCGACGUGUCGGAUCUGGGACUACGCAACUAUGGAGCCCGCUCAGACUUCUACUGCCUGGUCACUGAGGAGGACAUUUGACCCACACUCCUCUCACUUCUACUGACUUCUAAAAGUUAACUGCAUGGAGAUCCACUUUAGCUUUGCUUUAUAGUUAUCUAAGUCAAUAUGGUAAAUAGUAUUUUUCUUUUUAUAUAUAUGUGUACAGAGUUGUUAAAAUCAAGGUGUUACGUUUUUCUGUUUCCUUUAACCAAAGACUUUUUUUUUUAUGUAUUUCUUUUUUAAGAAAUGAUCAGAAAUAUUUGUGUCAACCAGGAAAAGAAGUAACUUUUGAUUGUCAUUUCACUGCCAACAUCUCUCAUGAAGUCCCCGGCAGAGGGCAGAGUAACGUCAGAUAAGAUGAAGCAAUUCUGCUUUGUCAUAAUUUGACAGCUUACAGUACACAGAAGUUAGGGGAGAGCCAAAAUAAUUGUUACAGUAUCUUAAAGUCAGAUUUGAACACAGAACACACCAGUCAACUGAAGCAGGUAAACGCUCAUGAACGAAAACUCAGUUUUUGAUCUCUGUAAAGGUGGAGGCUUUGUGUGUGAUGUAAACACACCCUGAUAACACAGCAAUCGCACAAAUAAAGCAGUUUGACAAAAUA
This is a messenger RNA of Perca fluviatilis (European perch), 2733 nucleotides long. It is a transcript of the gene sigirr, whose product is annotated as single immunoglobulin and toll-interleukin 1 receptor (TIR) domain. Lineage: Eukaryota; Metazoa; Chordata; Actinopteri; Perciformes; Percidae. The record is from RefSeq and is a predicted model, not a curated record. Gene Ontology annotation, biological process: signal transduction. The transcript has 10 exons. The coding region runs from base 636 to 2168 and encodes 510 amino acids.